UCGAUCACGUUAUUUUCGUAUUGUGUCCGUUUGUGUAGUUUGUAUGAUAUAAUAUUGUUAACUAUUUAAAUUUUAAAUAUGCUCUGUCACUCGCACAAAAAGGACAAAAGUAAGUAUUUAUUUGGAAGAAUUUUCGAAUGAAACUUUUAGGAAUAAUGGGCAAGUUUUAUAUUGUCAGUCUUGUGAUAAAUCAGUAUCUAUCGACCAACGUGGUCAAGUUAUUCAGCACAUCAAUACCAGUAAACAUAGAGGCAAUAGAGACAGAAAGCUUAUAUUUUAACAAAAUUUUAUUUCUACUUCUACAUCAUCCGCACCUACCAAUAAAAAAUAUACUGGUCAUAAAAUUCCCGACGAGAGUACACUUCGAAAAAAUUAUGUUAGUGAGGUGUAUGAAGAAACUAUUUCGAAAAUUCAAAAUAUCAUUGGAGAUGGGUCUAUUUGGGUUGGAAUAGAUGAAACCACAGACGCCGACGGUUGAUAUAUCGCAAAUGUUAUAGUAGGAAAAUUGAGUACUGAACCAUCUAAACCAGUGGCGCACCCAAGGAGGGGGAGCUUUG
Molecule: messenger RNA, 557 nt
Organism: Melanaphis sacchari
Lineage: Eukaryota; Metazoa; Arthropoda; Insecta; Hemiptera; Aphididae
Exons: 2
Coding region: 138-452 (104 amino acids)
Source: RefSeq, a predicted model, not a curated record